Messenger RNA from Stegostoma tigrinum, 785 nucleotides. Its product is annotated as leucine-rich repeat, immunoglobulin-like domain and transmembrane domain-containing protein 3. NCBI's taxonomy places the organism in Eukaryota, Metazoa, Chordata, Chondrichthyes, Orectolobiformes, Stegostomatidae. Gene Ontology annotation, molecular function: protein binding. Bases 66 to 785 code for a protein of 239 amino acids. The transcript is spliced from 3 exons. The record is from RefSeq and is a predicted model, not a curated record.
AUAGAAGACGCGUAGAAAUAGGGACUCUCAGCUGUAUUUGUGCCUAGUUUUGUUGACUUUGAAACAUGCAUCUUAUUGCUGUCUUUUUCUUGUUAGCCACAAUUCUUACAAAAGUAUCUUCUUUCUGUCCUUCUCAGUGCACGUGUGCUUUCCACAGUAGGAGUGACGGCACUGGAACCAGGUCUGUAUUAUGUGAUGACCCAGAUAUGUCUGAGAUCCCUGUCAAUGUUCCAGUGGAUACAGUUAAACUUCGCGUUGAGAAAACUGUUGUUCAACAACUUCCACGGGAAGCAUUUUAUUACCUUGUGGAUCUAAAAUAUCUCUGGCUGACAUAUAAUGCCAUCAGUACCAUAAACCCUCAAAGCUUUUAUAAUUUAAAAGAACUCCAUGAAUUGCGCCUUGAUGGAAACAUGCUGUCUACCUUUCCUUGGGAUUCACUGCAGGAAAUGCCAAAUCUUCGAACUCUUGACUUGCACAAUAACAGACUGUCAACGAUUCCUGCUACUGCAGCUCGAUAUCUGAGAAAUAUAACCAAUUUAGAUAUAUCUAGUAACAAACUCACUACACUGCCAUCUGACUUGUUAGAUAUUUGGCCUGCACACUCAAGAUAUCAUGAGUUUGAUAAAGAUCCAAUGAAGAGAGUAAUUCUAGGUAUGGUGUACAAAUGUAGUAUUCUUUUGUCAUGGGUGAGCAUUGUCUACGCCUGUGAGGCUUUGCUUUUCCAUAGUGUUGACACUGACUCUUGGUAUCUGGUAUUUGACCAAUUGAACACAUUAAUUUUUUAA